Messenger RNA from Danaus plexippus (monarch butterfly), 1143 nucleotides. RefSeq lists its product as uncharacterized. The coding region runs from base 1 to 1143 and encodes 380 amino acids. Lineage: Eukaryota; Metazoa; Arthropoda; Insecta; Lepidoptera; Nymphalidae. The record is from RefSeq and is a predicted model, not a curated record. The transcript is spliced from 2 exons.
AUGGCUGUACUCUAUUUGAUUCUGGCGUUGUUCAUACAGAAUACAUUAACGCAUACACAAAAUGACGUGGAGGAGAAUCAAAUAGAAUCCCGGGAAAUACUUAAAACAAAACCGGACAACGACGCGCCUAUACAGAACGACUUCAAAGCUCCUAACGAUUGGAUGGAUAUAUUCCUUGGAAACCAUUUCAGCCCAACUUCAUCAGCAUCCCUUAUGGCCCAAGCGACGUUCAAUGACAAAUCUCCUGAAGAACAAUUAGAAGCUAUCAAGGAAAUGGCAAACCAGAUAACUAUGGUCCUGCAGAGUGAAAUGGCUAAUCUCCUAUCAUACGCUAUCAACUACAACGAUAAGGAGGCGGAUAACCAAUUGAGGAAGAAGAGAUCAGUUGAGACACCAAUGGAUAGUACACACCUGGUGAUGAGACUCCUCAAACAUAUUAAAUCAAAUAACGAAUAUCAGAACGUAGCCAUCGAAAAAAUGAUGACCGCCCAGGAAAUAGCUGACAAAUACGGAAUAAACUUCAGCCCGGACACUGAAGUAUUAUCAGAUCUCGCCGUAGCGGCCAACGAACAGGCUAGAGAGAUGACGGACAUACUACAAAACGCAUUGGAUUUGAAGAAUGUGACCAAAACUAAUUCAACACCAAAAAUAUCAUGUUCAACAAAUGACACGCAAAUUGAAACUAAUAGUGGGCGAGUUCCACCAAAUAUAAGCGAAUCCUCUGAACCAGAAGUCUGUUACUACAAACCGGAUUACGCUAAAGAGUCUCCUAAUUAUAACUACUAUUAUACUCCGAUAGAAACCCAAAUACCAGCCCCGAAACAUUCACACGCCUCACCAGUAAGCCAACGACCCACUUUCUAUAAUUACAUCCCGUACCCCACCGACGAAUACCUGCCCUACUGUUCAUUGGAACCGAUGACAGUUGUACUGCUAGACGAACCAACACAGCCUGAACCCGAGAUGAUAGGAGAAGAAUACGAGGAGACGGUCUCAUCCAAAGUGGUCAUCGAUGAGGACCAGCCAGGCAUAUCCACAGUGAACCACGUCAUGACGUACACGCUGUCCGAAAAAGCACAUUUCAAAACACCCAAAAUCGAUGAACUGCCGCAGCAGAUGCAGUAUUACUUCCUAUUAAUGUAA